Linum trigynum is the source of this 2116-nucleotide messenger RNA. The record is from the annotation of a GenBank genome assembly. Lineage: Eukaryota; Viridiplantae; Streptophyta; Magnoliopsida; Malpighiales; Linaceae.
CCUCUCUUCACCACACCACACUCUUCUUCUCGUUCCCAUUUCCCCUCCAAAAAAACACACAAGAAAAAGAAGAAGAACGAAAAAAAAAUACUCCCUCUUCCUUUCCACCAAACCAGGGGAAAAAGAAAAAAAAAAUGGAAACAACCGAUCACCACAACUUCCUCAUGAGCUCCAAAGACACAAGCUGGUACUUCUUCACCCUCCCCGCAUUCCUCGGCACCAAAACCCUCCUCGGCGGCGACACCUACUACCUCCUCUUCUCCCUCCUCGCCGCCUUCCUCUCCCUCGCCGCCGUCACCUGGCUCCUCACCCCGGGCGGCGCAGCAUGGCGCCACGGCCGCACCUCCCGCGGCCCGGCCCACAUCCCCGGCCCACGCGGGCUCCCAGUAUUCGGCAGCCUCUUCGCCCUCAGCCGCGGCCUGGCCCACCGCACCCUGGCUUCCAUGGCUUGGAGCCGAGCUGGGACCAACAAGCAGCUCAUGGCUCUCAGCCUCGGCGGCUCCACUCCCCUCGUCGUAUCCUCAGACCCGGCCACGGCGCGGGAGAUUCUCACAUCGGUCGGCUUCGCCGACCGCCCCAUCAAGCAGUCGGCUCGGAGCCUAAUGUUCGAGCGCGCCAUCGGGUUCGCCCCCAACGGCUCGUACUGGCGGCUCCUCAGAAAAAUCGCGUCGGCUUAUCUCUUCUCCCCGCGCCGCAUUGCGGCUCAUGAGCCGAUGAGGCAAGCCGAGUGCGCCGCGAUGCUCGACGGCUUGGCCGUCGAAAUGGCUACCAAAGGACGCGUGGUGCUCCGGUCCCACCUCCAGCUGGCGUCGCUCAACAACAUAAUGGGGAGCGUAUUCGGGAAGCGAUACGACGCCGUGGAGGACCGGUUCGAGCUGGAGAAGCUCAAGGAGAUGGUUCGCGAAGGGUUCGACCUGUUGGGCGCUUUCAACUGGUCCGAUUACCUGCCCUGGCUCAGCUGGUUCUACGACCCUUGCAAGAUCAACGAGCGGUGCGCCAAGCUGGUGCCACGUGUAAGGGAACUCGUGAAGGGAAUUAUCGAGGAGCACCGAAUGAAAGGGAAGUUCGGCGGUGACGGUGGCGAUUUCGUUGAUGUCUUGCUGUCGUUGGAAGGAGAGGAGAAGCUCGAGGAAGAUGACAUGAUCGCUGUCUUGUGGGAGAUGAUAUUCAGGGGAACCGAUACGACCGCGCUGCUGACCGAGUGGGUGAUGGCCGAGCUGGUCCUCCACCCAGAAAUCCAGCAGAAGCUGCGUGCCGAGCUGGACACAGUAGCCGGAGCUGUUCCCGCCGCCGAUUUGUCCGAUGCUGACGUGGCCAAAUCGCCGUACCUUCAGGCCGUGGUGAAGGAAACCCUGCGGGUCCACCCGCCGGGCCCGCUCCUGUCGUGGGCCAGGCUGUCGACCUCGGACGUCCACCUCAGCAACGGGAUGGUGGUCCCCGCGGGGACGACCGCCAUGGUCAACAUGUGGGCCAUUACCCACGACCCGGAGGUCUGGUCCGACCCGCUGGAGUUUCGACCCGAGAGGUUCCUGGAGAAAGGUGGUGUCGUCGAUGUCCGCGGCGGGGAUCUCAGGCUGGCUCCCUUUGGUGCUGGGCGGAGGGUUUGCCCCGGGAAGAAUCUCGGGAUGAAUACGGUGUCGCUCUGGGUGGCGAGUCUGGUGAACCGGUUCGAGUGGGGUGAGGAUGCGGCCGAGCCGGUUGAUCUGGAUGAGGUGCUGAAGCUGUCGUGUGAGAUGAAGCAUCCUUUGCAUGCUGUGGCCGUGGCUAGGAACUAAAAGUUGGUUGCUAAAAAGGGUUAUGGACAAGUGAAGUUUUUAGUAUUUUGGUUAGGUUUGAUUUUGUUGGGUCUUUUAGGGUCGGUUUUGGUUUGGUUUGAUGGGUUUGUUAGUUGGUUGGAAGGUGUUAAAGGUGUGAAGGGGUGAAAACGUGUUUAUUUGCAACUAAGAAUUGCAAGUAGCAUGUUUGAAGUUUUAGUAGGUUAUCCCUUCUUUUUUGGAUGCAAAAGUACGGUUGUUUUGAGGGCAGUAGUACAACUUGAAUGACUAAUAUUCUGUUUAAUAUAUUAAGGUCGUUGUUAUCAUGGUUAUCAUCUAAUUAAUGAAAAGUCUAAAGGUUU